Patiria miniata (bat star) is the source of this 2446-nucleotide messenger RNA. RefSeq names its product zinc finger protein OZF-like. Bases 233 to 1882 code for a protein of 549 amino acids. The transcript has 2 exons. The record is from RefSeq and is a predicted model, not a curated record. NCBI's taxonomy places the organism in Eukaryota, Metazoa, Echinodermata, Asteroidea, Valvatida, Asterinidae.
ACGUGUACAAACACUACCAGUGCAUUGUUUACAAACAUGACAAAGGACGGUCUGAGCUGCAUGCGCCGGGUUUACCCAGAAUAACCGUGAUGUUUUCUUCCUUUUUCUGUUCAUAAAAAACUCAGAAAUACGUUCUCCAUUUCUUAUUAGCAGCAGUGCUUAAGCGAGAUUGUGUUCUCCAAACAACCAAAAAUUGAAAAACUGAGAAAAUUAGUCUUGCAACAUCUGAACAAUGGCAAAGGAGAAUCGACCAGUAUGUGACCAGCAGAAUUCUUCUAUCAGCCCAGACAGAGAAAAUCCAACCAGUGAAGAGUCACAGGGCUGUUCGGUCUGCGACAAAGGUUUUUCCCAUCAGUAUCCUGUCGUGCUUCUGCAGAGAAGUCAUCUUGGCAUCAAUAAAAGACCAUCUAAGUGGCACAUCCCUGACAAAGAUUGUUUGGAUACUGAGCAUAUCACAUACCGCAGGUGGUCGCAGACAAGCUCAAAACCCCUCGCUUGUAAUGUCUGUAACCGACAUUUCAAACACGACAGUUUUUUUGCGACACACAAGAGAAUUCACACAGACACGCCGUUUAAGUGUUACACUUGUGACCGAGCUUUCUAUGACAUAAGGAGUCUCGAAAGCCAUGACAAGUCACAUUCUAAGGAAAAUCCUUACGUGUGCAACAUCUGUCGCAAAGCCUUUGCUGAUGGGUCAAGUCUCCAUCGACACGUUAGUACUCAUACCCUUGAAAGGCCAUUUAAAUGCGACACCUGUGGCAUGACCUUCCGUCUGAGAGAUGAUCUGAAAUGUCAUCAAGUCAGUCACAGUAAUGAGAAACCCCAUAAGUGUGACAUUUGUGACAAGGCUUUCAAGCAGAGGGCCAGUCUGUCUGUACACAAGAGAGUCCAUCACGACAACAAAAAGAUGUUUGUGUGUGAAUUUUGCAAUCAAGCAUUUGCAUACAGUGAUGCUCUUGUGUACCACAGAAGAGCUGUCCAUACAAAAGAGAAGCCAUACGUUUGUGACUUUUGUAGCAAGGCAUUUAUAAAUCGUAACCAAAUGAAUCGUCACAGACGGAGACACACCAACGAAAAGCCGCAUGUUUGUGAAGCUUGCGGUAAGGCUUUCUACACAGCUGUCGAGGUAAGACACCACAGUUACACUCAUACCCAUGAAGAACAAUACGACUGUGACAUUUGGGGCCAGAGGUUUGAACUGACAAACUACCUGUUGAAAUAUCAGAGCGAUAAUUUGAAGGAGAAGCCUUAUAAAUGCACCACCUGUGACAGAGUUUUCGAACGGCCGAGUUAUCUUCGCAAGCACCAAUAUGUCCAUGCAACAGAAAGACCACAUGUAUGUGAGAAAUGUGGCCGGACAUUUUCACAGUCAUGCUACCUGCUUAGACACCAGAGUAUUCAUUCGGGGGAGAAGCCUUAUAAAUGCACUUCCUGUGACAGAGCUUUCAGACGCCAGGAUUAUCUUCGCAAGCACCAAAUAAUCCAUGGAACAGGAACACCAUACAAAUGUGACAUUUGUGGUCACAGUUUUGCACGGAAAAGGUACCUGUUAAGACACCAGAGAGUUCAUGUGGAGGAGAAGCCUUAUAAAUGCACCAUCUGUGACAAAGCUUUCAAACAGCGCAGUUAUCUUCGCAAGCACCAAAAAUUCCAUGCAAGAGCAAGACCAUACAAAUGUGACAUUUGUGGCCAGAGUUUUGCACGGACAAGGCACCUGUCGAGACACCAGCAGGUUGUUCAUUUGGAGGAGAAGCCUUAUAAAUGCCCCAACUGUGACAAAACUUUCAAACAGCAGGGUUAUCUUCACAAGCACCAAAAGGUCCAUUCAACAGCAAGACCAAACCACCAUCUCUCCACUCGAGGAACAGAAAAAAGUCACUAGACAGAAGUUUGUCUGCCAGUGCCCCAAUAUCGACAAGAACGGCGCAGUGUGUUGUGUUUCAUAUGCUAAGUUCAACAUUGAUGAACAUACAAAGUGGGGUCCCGGGUGUACAAACCGAAAUCGUCUCCACGUGUUAAUGCCAUACUAAACAUGUUACGUAGGGAUGGUAUGUGGUAUCUGUCCGUAUCGCGGCAUGGUUCACGGGGUCAAACAAAACCCGGCCAAUUACUGACUAGAUUUCAAGUCUACAUGAAAAUGUGCACUUUCAUUCCAUCAAAUAUUAAUGUAGCAAACACUUUUGAGUAAUUUGCUCUUUUCACGCUCCGCCAUUGAGCAUGCACAGCCUCGAUGUGGCAACUUUACACAAUAAAAAUAGCCGGUUCAGUGAUCUGAACCCCGACACGGGAAUCACUGAACCGGCUAUAUUUAUUGUGUAAAGUUGCCAGAUCGAGGCUGUGCAUGCCCAUGGCAGAAGUGUGAAAUGAGCGAAUGGUUGUGAAGGAAUCCUUUGCCCGCAAUAUCGUUUGCAAUAAAAGAAUGAAUAAACAAAUAAAUUUAAAAACA